Molecule: messenger RNA, 234 nt
Organism: Paramecium octaurelia
Lineage: Eukaryota; Ciliophora; Oligohymenophorea; Peniculida; Parameciidae
Source: the annotation of a GenBank genome assembly
AUGAGUCAAAUAACAGGCAUCUCAGAUGAGGCUUUUGAUGUUAAUAUUGCAGCACCUACAAAGGAUGGAGAAGCUAAUGCUGAAUUAUGUGAUUUUGUUGCUUAGACUUUAGGAGUUAAGAAAACAGUUAUCUAAGUGUAAAAAGGAGGUAAGGGAAGAAACAAGCUAAUUGAAAUCGAGAGCAUGUUUAAGGAUAUAAAUGAAUUUUACGAAAAACUAAAAUAAGGAUUGUGA